AUGACUUUCGAGAAGAAAGUCGUUUUUUUCGACUUGGAUAACUGCUUAUAUCCUAAAUCAUACGCUAUUCACGAUAUGAUGGCUUCUCGGAUCACCGCCUACUUUGCGGACAAGUUGGGGGUUCCUGAGGAUGAGGCAGAGCGUUUGCGCGAAAUCUAUUAUCGUCAUUACGGUAUUGCAAUUCGUGGUCUUGUCCUUCAUCAUCAAAUCGACGCUGUUGACUACGACAAACGCGUGGAUCAGUCACUUCCUUUGGAAAAGGUGGUCAAACGCGAUGAUCGUUUACGCGACAUGCUACUUGAGCUUCGUAAAAAAUACAAACUCUGGAUAUUCACCAACGCCUACGUGGUGCAUGCCACCCGUGUUUUGACUCUCCUGGGGAUUAGUGAUUGCUUUCACGGAGUUACUUACUGCGACUAUGAUGCCAAAGACUUAGUUGCCAAACCCAUGCCAGAAAUGUAUGCGCGCGUUAUGAAGGACGCUGGCAUCACUAAAAAGGAAAACUGUAUUUUUUUUGAUGAUUCUUACGGAAAUAUUGUUGGGGCGAGAGAUUUUGGUUGGAAAUACACCAUCCAAGUGGUUGAAGAGGAUGAAGCUUUGCCCGAACCUCAGGCAGGUUCCCAUGUGAUUCGUGAUAUUCAUGACUCAAAGGAAUUUUUGGAUUCUGUAGUUGAAAAAAAUGAGCCGGAAGUAUAA
Molecule: messenger RNA, 696 nt
Organism: Schizosaccharomyces osmophilus
Lineage: Eukaryota; Fungi; Ascomycota; Schizosaccharomycetes; Schizosaccharomycetales; Schizosaccharomycetaceae
Product: pyrimidine 5'-nucleotidase
Exons: 1
Coding region: 1-696 (231 amino acids)
Biological process (GO): pyrimidine nucleobase metabolic process; nucleotide catabolic process
Molecular function (GO): nucleotidase activity
Source: RefSeq, a predicted model, not a curated record